Populus nigra (black poplar) is the source of this 2845-nucleotide messenger RNA. RefSeq lists its product as uncharacterized. The record is from RefSeq and is a predicted model, not a curated record. The transcript is spliced from 6 exons. The coding region runs from base 159 to 2246 and encodes 695 amino acids. Gene Ontology annotation, molecular function: chromatin binding. NCBI's taxonomy places the organism in Eukaryota, Viridiplantae, Streptophyta, Magnoliopsida, Malpighiales, Salicaceae.
CCCUCCUUUUUUAAAUCCCCGUUCAAAUAAACAGGCGGAGAUAAGAUACAAACAGAUGAAAUGAUAAAAUAGAGAGGCUAGAGAGAGAAACCCUAAUCCUCCUCUUCAUUUAUACUUAUCGUUUUCGUUUUUCAUUUUUCAUUUUUCAAUAGCAAUUGAUGGAGAGGUCGGGGACUCGGUCGCCGCCGGAGAAGGCUACGUCGCUGGGGUACGUGAGCUGGGAGGAGGUGUACGUAUCCAGCGACAGAAGGAGGAGAGAGGUGCAGUAUUAUCUGAAGAGAAACGACGGUGGAAAAGACCUGGCAAUUACAGGGAAAGAGAAGAGCUCACGGCACAUGUCUUAUUAUUUUGAAAUUAGGAACCGGUCGAAUUUGUUUCCUAUGGCACCCUCUCUGAAGCCGAAGUCAAGAAGAGAGGUUAUUGACUUGCUCGAUUCAAUUGUUUCAGGUUCCCUUCUACAAGCACCAAUCUUUCAAGCAGGCUCCUUGGAUAACAGUGAUGCUUCUCAGUUCGAUAUGGAAAUAUUUAAGGAUAUUCAGUCGCAAAAGCUGGGGCAUUAUUCUUCAGAAUUUUUGUGGUUAGGUUCUCCAUGGGUUUGCAGGAAGAAAAGAAAGCAUUAUGAGUCUUUUUACCGGAAUGGUGUCAAAAUUUCUAUUCAUGACUUUGUUUAUGUCUUAGCCGAGGAGGAUAAACGACUCAUUGCUUACUUGGAAGACCUCUACGAGGACUUGAAAGGGAACAAAAUGGUUAUGGUACGAUGGUUUCACAAAAUUGAUGAGGUUGGUAUUGUUUUGCCUCACAAUUUUAAUGACAGAGAGAUUUUCUUUUCUCUGUGUCUUCAAGAUCUCAAUAUCGAAUGCAUAGAUGGAGUGGCCACUGUUUUGAGUCCUCAGCAUUUCAAGAAAUUCUUAAAUGAGGCUGUAUGUACUAGGUUCAAUGCUUUUGUUUGUGACAAGCUGUUCGACAAUGAAGAUGUUAAUCACUUUGACAUUACUCAAGUUGAAGGUUACUGGAGACAGGAAAUUCUUGGGUAUUUGAGUGUCAUUCCUUCAAAGUGUCUGGCGAAUUCCCAAUAUCCAGGCAAUGGCUUGAGAGGUGAAGGACAUGACAAUAAUGCUAGUAGGAUGAGACCUAAGAAGAGGCUUCGCAGAUUAAAAGACAAUGAUGAUUUUUGCAUUGUCAGAAAAGAAUCAACUACUUCUAGGUGUUUUAACAUGCAAAACCUGCGUAACAGUCGGAUUGACAGCAAAACUGGAAAUGAGAUAUGCAGUCAAAGGGGAGAAGAGCAUACUGCCUUUUUGUCCACAACAGAGGUUAUGCAAAAUCCUCAAAAUCUACAUGUUGGCUCUGAAGUUGAAGUGCUUUCUCAGGAUAGUGGUAUUAGAGGUUGUUGGUUCCGAGCUUCGAUAAUUAAGAAGCACAAAGAUAAGGUGAAGGUGAGAUAUCAAGAUAUCAGUGAUGCAGCUGACGAAGCCAAUAAACUAGAGGAAUGGGUUUUGGCCUCUAGGGUUGCUGCUCCUGACCAAUUAGCUAUCCGGAUUGGUGGAAGGACUGUUGUCCGUCCCACCCCCCAGUUCAAUAAAGACCGAGCUGCAUCAAUUGCUGAUGUGGGGACUGCUGUAGAUGCUUGGUGGAAUGAUGCUUGGUGGGAAGGCGUCAUUGUCCAAAAAGAAUCUGAAGAUAGAAUCCAUGUCUUUUUCCCAGGAGAAAAGAAGGAAUCAGUUUUCUGUUGCUCUGACCUAAGACUUUCCCAAGAGUGGGUGGGAAAUGAGUGGAUACAUAUCGAGGGACGACCAGACAUUCUGUCCCAUUUGUCAUCCUGCUUGGAAAGAAAGCAAUUAAAGUUCAGAUCUGAUGAGAGUAAAUUGGCCCAGGCUGCUAUUCCUGAUACCAGGCAAUCAGGAAAAGGGAACCCUGGAUGUAUUGAUUAUUCUUUAGACUCUGGAUGUGAUAUGGGAAAAGAAUUGAAGGUAGUUCCAGAUCUUUCAAAGGAUAAUUUGCUAGCCCAGUUGAGGUGGAGGUCAAUCAAGAAGAGAAGACGUGGUAGUGGGAGUUCUGGCCAUAAGAUGCACCUCAACAAUAGUGGGGGUCGAAGGUUAUCAGAAGUCAUCGGAUCCAAUUCAGGUGAAAGAUAUUUGAUUCCAACUGCCCUGAAAGUUGAUCAUGAGAACUGCAAGUACAUGGGGGAUUCUCUCUUUACCUCUGCUGUUGUGCAGCCUCUAUCAAGCUUGGUUAUGUCUAGAUGAUUGGUUCCCUGUUAUUAGGAUAUCUCAAGCAGAUGUUACUUUUUGAUCUUUUGCAGAGGUAUACAUGUGUAGCCGAUAGAAUCCUUGCCUAUGAUAGAUUUUUGAUGUUGACGACCUCGAAAGUGGACGAAGAGAGCUGCUGUACAUUGGGGGUUCUUUCUUUUUCUGUUGUUCAGCCUCUAACAAGCCUGCUUAUAAAUCUGCCUGAGACAGGCUUCUUUUUGUUGGGACGUGGAAGGGUUAUUCGUCCAUCUCUCAAGUAGAUGUAGUUUUUGUUCUUCCUCUUUUCAGAGGUACAUAUUCUCAUGGUGCAUGUACUCGAUGCAACACAAUAGAUUACAGGCCAUUGCCAUCGGUUUUGAAAACUAUUUUCUGAGAAGUGAUGGCAUCCAAUCCCAAGCUCCUUCACCGGAGCUAUGUAUUUGUAUCUAACAGUAGCCGCUGGGGUCCACAAACAUCAGGCAGCAAUUUUGAAUGACCUUAUAGAGUUCUAACCCCUGCAUAUACUUGUACCCUUGAAAGACUAUUGCAGCAUGAUUUCUGCUUGUGAUUUGUAUCUGUAUAUCGUCUCUGGCAAUAAAAUUUUACCUUCUUACUUA